Messenger RNA from Syngnathus acus (greater pipefish), 16198 nucleotides. RefSeq names its product ryanodine receptor 1b (skeletal) (gene ryr1b). Gene Ontology annotation, molecular function: protein binding; ryanodine-sensitive calcium-release channel activity. Gene Ontology annotation, cellular component: calcium channel complex; smooth endoplasmic reticulum; sarcolemma. Gene Ontology annotation, biological process: intracellular calcium ion homeostasis; calcium ion transmembrane transport. Lineage: Eukaryota; Metazoa; Chordata; Actinopteri; Syngnathiformes; Syngnathidae. The record is from RefSeq and is a predicted model, not a curated record.
CUCGCACUGUGAGAGUUGACCCGGACGGGUGCUGUCCUCCAGCACAGCCACACGCUCUCACACCGAGAGAAACCGAGAGAGAGGGGGGGAGAAGAGGAGAUCACGCAAAGCCAACUAAAGGAUCUUGUCUUGUCUUUGGAGGUGGUGCCACUAACGCGCACUGAAGGAUGGCGGAAGGGGGCGAGGGAGAGGAGGAGAUCCAGUUCCUGCGAACGGACGACCAGGUGGUUCUGCAGUGCACCGCUUCCAUCUUGAAGGAGCAGCAGAUCAAACUUUGUCUGUCCUGCGAGGGCUUUGGGAACCGCCUCUGCUUCCUGGAGACCACGUCCAACGCCCAGAAAGUGCCUCCUGAUUUGGCAAUAUGCAGCUUCAUUCUGGAGCAGUCGCUGUCGGUGCGUGCCCUGCAGGAGAUGCUGGCCAACACGGUGGAGAUGACCGAGUCCUCGCAAGGUGGCGGCCAUCGCACCUUGUUGUACGGUCAUGCCAUCCUUCUCAGGCACAACCACUCGGGCAUGUACCUGAGCUGUUUGACCACAUCUCGCUCGCUCACGGACAAGCUGGCCUUUGACGUGGGCCUGCAAGAAGAUUCCACCGGCGAAGCGUGUUGGUGGACGAUUCAUCCCGCCUCCAAGCAGAGGUCUGAAGGUGAAAAGGUGCGCGUGGGGGAUGACCUCAUCCUUGUCAGCGUUUCCUCCGAGAGAUACCUGCACCUUUCCUACGCUAGUGGAGAUCUGAUGGUGGACGCCUCCUUCAUGCAGACUCUGUGGAAUAUGAACCCCAUUAGUUCUGGAUGUGAACUCGCUGAAGGGUUCCUGACGGGCGGUCACGUUCUCAGGCUCUUCCACGGUCACAUGGACGAGUGUCUGAGCAUCUCCACACCGGAGGAAGGAGAGGAGAAGCGAAGAAUGGCUCACUACGAAGGCGGUGCCGUUUGCAGCCAGGCUCGUUCGCUGUGGCGGUUGGAGCCUUUGCGAAUCAGUUGGAGCGGGAGCCACUUAAAGUGGGGGCAAUCUUUCCGCAUCCGCCACAUCACCACGGGCCGGUACCUGUGUCUGGAUGAGGAGAAGGGCCUGAUGGUGGCGGACGCGGACCAAGCCAACACCAAAGUGUCUGCCUUCUGCUUCCGCGCCUCCAAGGAGAAGGUGGACGUGGCUCACAAGCGAGACGUGGAGGGCAUGGGCAUCCCGGAGAUCAAGUACGGCGAGUCCAUGUGCUUCGUGCAGCACGUGUCCACCGGCCUGUGGCUGACGUACGCCGCGCUGGACGCCAAAGCGGCGCGUCUGGGGAUGAUGAAGAGGAAGGUCAUCCUGCACCAAGAAGGACACAUGGACGACGCCCUGACUGUGUCUCGCUCCCAGACCGAGGAGUCUCAAGCAGCUCGGAUGAUUUAUAGCACCAUGGGCCUCUUUAGGCAGUUCAUCAAGGGUUUGGACUCUCUGACCGCCAAGAACAAAUCUCCUGGGCCUUUGUCUCUCCCUCUGGAGAGCGUCAUCCUCUCCCUGCAGGAUCUCAUCUUCUACUUCCGUCCUCCUGAGGAGGAGCUGGAGCACGAGGAGAAGCAAACCAAGCUUCGCUCCCUUCGUAACCGGCAGAAUCUCUUCCAGGAGGAGGGGAUGAUCACCAUCGUGCUGGAGUGCAUCGACCGGCUCAACGUGUACAACACGGCGGCCCACUUCUCGGAAUUUGCAGGCGAGGAAGCGGCAGAGUCCUGGAAGGAGAUUGUCAAUCUUCUCUACGAGCUGCUGGCUUCGCUCAUCAGGGGCAACCGCUCCAACUGCGCCUUGUUCUGCGACAACCUGGACUGGCUGGUCAGCAAACUGGACCGCCUGGAGGCCUCAUCUGGUAUUCUGGAGGUGCUCUACUGUGUGCUCAUUGAAAGCCCCGAGGUUCUAAACAUCAUCCAAGAGAACCACAUCAAGUCCAUCAUCUCUCUCCUGGACAAGCAUGGACGGAACCACAAGGUUCUGGAUGUCCUGCGCUCUCUCUGCGUGUGUAACGGUGUGGCUGUGAGGUCCAAUCAGAACCGCAUCACUGAGAACCUGCUUCCGGCCCGAGAUCUCCUGCUGCAGACCAACAUUGUAAAUUAUGUAACCAGCGUCCGGCCAAAUAUCUUCUUGGGCACGUGCGAGGGCUCCACGCAGUACAAGAAGUGGUACUACGAGAUGAUGGUGGACUACGUGGAACCCUUCGUGACGGCGCAGGCGUCGCACCUCCGCGUGGGCUGGGCCAUGACGGAAGGCUACAGCCCCUACCCCGGAGGUGGCGAGGGCUGGGGGGGCAACGGCGUGGGCGACGACCUCUACUCGUACGGCUUCGACGGCCUCCACUUGUGGUCGGGCACGGUGGCGCGGCAGGUGGCGUCACCCACCGCGCACACUUUGGCGGCGGAUGACGUGGUCAGUUGUUGUCUGGAUCUGAGCGUGCCCAGUAUCUCCUUCCGGAUCAACGGGCACCCCGUUCAGGGCAUGUUUGAAAACUUCAACGUGGACGCCCUUUUCUUCCCCGUCAUCAGCUUCUCAGCGGGAGUCAAAGCUCGCUUCCUGCUGGGCGGUCGCCACGGCGAUUUCAAGUUCAUGCCGCCGCCGGGUUACGCGCCGUGCUAUGAGGCGCUCCUGCCCCGAGAGCGGAUGCGCAUCGAGCCCAUCAAGGAGUACAAACACGACUUCAGCGGCGUGCGCAACCUUCUGGGGCCAACCCUGUCGCUCACCCACACCUCUUUCACGCCGUGUCCCGUGGACACCGUUCAGAUUGUGCUGCCGCCACACCUCGAGAGAAUCCGAGAGAAGCUGGCGGAGAAUAUUCACGAGCUGUGGGCGAUCACUCGCAUCGAGCAGGGAUGGACCUACGGGAUUUUGAGAGAUGACAACAAGAAGCUUCAUCCCUGCCUGGUGGACUUCCAGAAUCUCCCGGAGCCCGAGAGGAACUACAACCUGCAGAUGUCCGGAGAGACGCUUAAGACUCUCCUGGCUCUGGGCUGCCAUGUGGGCAUGGGUGACGAGAAAGCCGAGGAGAACCUCAAGAAAAUUAAGCUGCCAAAGACCUACAUAAUGAGCAACGGAUACAAGCCGGCGCCACUUGACCUCAACCACGUCAAGCUGACACCCAACCAGAACCAGCUGGUGGAAAAACUGGCCGAAAACGGACAUAACGUUUGGGCAAGAGAUCGUGUCCGACAGGGCUGGACUUACAGCAUAGUGCAGGACAUCCUCAACAAGCGAAACCCUCGUCUGGUGCCUUACAACUUGCUGGACGAGAGAACCAAGAAGACCAACAGGGACAGCGUCAACAACGCCGUCCGCACGCUCAUCGGCUACGGCUACAACAUUGAGCCUCCGGACCAGGAGAGCACCGGCCACGGCCUGGAGAACAUCCGCGGCGAUAAGGUUCGACUCUUCAGGGCCGAGAGGUCGUACGCCAUCACGCAAGGGAAGUGGUACUUUGAGUUUGAGGCGGUGACCACGGGCGAGAUGCGAGUGGGCUGGGCUCGUCCCAACGUCCGCUCCGACACCGAGCUGGGAGCCGAUGAGCUCGCGUACGUCUUCAACGGCAACAAGGCGCAACGGUGGCACAUCGGCAACGAGCCCUUCGGCCGCCAGUGGCAGUCCGGCGACGUGGUGGGCUGCAUGAUCGACCUGAUCGAGAUGAACAUCAUGUUCACGCUCAACGGCGAAAUGCUGAUCAGCGACUCUGGCUCGGAGAUGGCGUUCAAAGAUAUUGAAAUUGGCGAAGGUUUCAUCCCAGUUUGCGCUUUGGGCUUGUCCCAGGUCGGCCGAAUUAAUCUGGGCCAGAAUGUGAGCAGCCUGCGCUACUUCGCCAUCUGCGGCCUUCAGGAAGGCUUCGAGCCCUUCGCCAUCAACAUGAAGCGGGACAUCACCAUGUGGUUCAGCAAAAGCCUGCCCCAGUUUCAGCCCGUCUCCACCGACCACAACCACCUGGAGGUCUCCCGAGUGGACGGGACCGUGGACAGUGCCCCCUGCCUGAAGCUGACCCACAAGACCUUCGGCUCGCAGAACGCCAACACGGACAUGAUGUUCCUCAGGCUCAGCAUGCCCGUCCAGUUCCACGAGAUCUUCAAGAUCCCGGCGGGUACCACGCUGCUCACCCGUACGCUCACCAUUCCCGAGGACGAAGUGGUGGUGGUGGAGCCCGACUCGGAGUAUGAGGUCCUCAAGAAGUCGGCCAGCCGUAAAGAGCAGGAGGAAGACAAGAAGGAGCCGUCUGUACCCAAAGAGAUCUCGGUGGAAAACGAGAAGGACGCCAUGUCAGAGAAAGGAAAGAAAAGAGGAUUUUUCUUCAAGGCCAAGAAGGCGGCCAUGACACCUCUUGCGCCUCCCCCCGCCCCGCCGACCGUGCCCCGUUUGGUGGAAGACGUGGUCCCUGACGACCGAGACGACCCCGAGAUCAUUCUGAACACCACCACUUAUUACUAUUCGAUAAGGAUCUUUGCCGGGCAGGAGCCGACGGGCGUGUGGAUCGGUUGGGUUACUCCCGACUACCACCAGUUUGAUCCAACUUUCGAUCUCUCCAAAGUACGGAACGUCACGGUCACUGUGGGUGACGACAAAGGCAACAUCCACGACAGCAUGAAGCACAGCAACUGUUACAUGGUUUGGGGAGGGGACCUGAUCAGCACUCAGCAGACCCGCUUCAGUCAGGAGGACAUGGUGGUCGGCUGCCUGGUGGACUUGGCCACGGGGCUCAUGACCUUCACGGCCAAUGGAAAGGAAAUUAACACCUUCUACCAGGUGGAGCCCAACACCAAGCUGUUCCCUGCUGUCUUCAUCCAACCUUCCAGCCAGAACAUGGUCCAACUGGAGCUGGGAAAACUCAAGAACAUCAUGCCCAUCUCGGCCGCCAUGUUCCGCAGCGAGCGCAAGAACCCGGUGCCCCAGUGCCCCCCGAGGCUGGACGUCCAAAUGCUGACCCCGGUCAUCUGGAGCCGGAUGCCCAAUCGCUUCCUCAACCCCGAGGUGGGCAAAGUGAAUGAGAAGCUGGGCUGGAUGGUGGAGUGCAGCGAACCUCUUGUCAUGAUGGCUCUGCACAUCCCCGAGGAGAACAGGUGUAUUGACAUCCUGGAGCUGUCGGAGCGCCAGGACCUGAUGAAGUUCCACUACCACACCCUGAUGCUCUACUGCGCCGUAUGCGCCCUGGGCAACAACCGCGUGGCCCACGCUCUUUGCAGCCACGUGGACGAAUCGCAGCUCUUCUACGCCAUCGAGAACACCUACUUGCCCGGUCCUCUCCGCAGCGGCUACUACGACCUCCUCAUCAGUAUCCACCUGGAGUCGGCCAAGCGGGCGCGCCUGGGCACCAACAAGGAGUUCAUCGUGCCCAUGACGGAGGAAACGCUCAGCAUCAGCCUCUAUCCGGACACCAAGAAGGCCCAUUCCCUUCCCGGCGUGGGUCUCAACACCUGCUUGCGACCGAAACUUCAUUUCUCCUCCAUCAAUUUUGUGGGCAUGGAUCCGGAUUUGUAUACGCUGAGUCCAAUUUUCCCACUGCAGGAGCUAAAGACGCUAGCCAUUAGCAUGCUAACGGAAGCCGUGCUAGACGGUAGCCAGGCCAUGCGCGACCCUGUGGGAGGUAGCGUGGAGUUCCACUUUGUUCCCAUCCUCAAGCUGAUCAGCACACUGCUCAUCAUGGGCAUCUUCAACGACGAGGAUACCAAGCACAUCCUGAAGAUGAUCGAUCCCAACGUGUUCAGAGGGAAGGAAGAGGAGGAAGAGGCGCCAACGGAGGAAGCCAAAGGCCAAGCGGACGGGGAGAAGGAGGAAGGGGAUGAAGCCGAGCUGGAGGACGAGGGUGUGGGGGAGGAGGAAGAGGAGCUGAAAGCUUUGGAGAAAGGAGAGCACCAGGAGGACAAAGAGCCCAAGGAGGAGGCAGAAGAGACCAAAGAGGAAGAUGAGGCCAAAGGGGAUAAAGCAGAAGAGGAGGCGAAGAAGGAGGCUGAGUUGCUGGAGGCAGAAUUGAAGGAAGAAGAAGAAGGUCUGGAGGAGGGAUUGCUCCAGAUGAAGUUGCCGGAAUCUGUCAAACUGCAGAUGUGCACGCUCCUGCAGUACUUCUGCGACUGCGAGCUACGCCAUCGCGUGGAGGCCAUCGUGGCCUACUCGGACAACUUUGUGCACGAAAUUCAGAGCAACCAGCGCGUCCGUUACAACGAGCUCAUGAGAGCCUUCACCAUGACGGCCGCCGAGACGGCGCGCAAGACUCGCGAGUUCCGCUCGCCGCCGCAGGACCAGGUUCUUCUGCUGACCAAUUUCAAACACAGUCCUGAGGAUGACGAUUGUCCUGUGCCCGAGGAUGUUCGGGACACUCUGGGAGAGUUUCACAAUGACCUCCUCCUUCACUGCGGCGUACAUAUCGAAGAGGAGACGGAGGAAGAGGAGGUGGACACCUCGCUGAGUGGAAGACUUCUCAGUCUGGUGGACAAAGUGACAAAGUUGCGAAAGAAGGAAGAGGAGGAGAAGCCCGAGGUGGAGGAGGAGCCUAAACCCAGCACCCUUCAGGAGCUGAUCUCCCACACCAUGAUCCACUGGGCCCAGGAAUCGUUCAUCCAGAACCCGGAGCUGGUUCGCCUGAUGUUCAGCCUGCUCCACCGGCAGUACGACGGCCUGGGCGAGCUGAUCCGGGCGCUGCCCAAAGCGUACGCCAUCAACGCCGUGUCCUACCAGGACACCAUGGACCUGCUGGAGUGUCUGGGCCAGAUCCGAUCGUUGCUCAUCGUCCAGAUGGGCCCGGAAGAGGAGCGCCUCAUGAUCCAGAGCAUCGGGAAUAUCAUGAACAACAAGGUGUUCUACCAGCACCCCAAUUUGAUGAGAGCUCUUGGUAUGCACGAGACGGUCAUGGAGGUGAUGGUCAACGUGUUGGGUGGCGGAGGAGACUCAAAGGAGAUCCGCUUCCCCCAAAUGGUGACCAACUGCUGCCGCUUCUUGUGCUACUUCUGCCGAAUCAGCCGACAGAACCAGCGCUCCAUGUUUGACCAUCUGGGCUACCUGCUCCAGAACAGUGGCAUCGGACUGGGCAUGCGGGGCUCCACUCCUCUGGACGUUGCGGCGGCCUCUUGCAUCGACAACAACGAGCUGGCUUUGGCACUGCAGGAGCAGGACCUGGAGAUGGUGGUGACGUACUUGGCGGGCUGCGGCCUGCAGAUGUGCCCCAUGCUGCUGUCCAAGGGCUACCCCGACAUUGGCUGGAACCCCUGCGGAGGGGAACGAUAUUUGGACUUCCUGCGCUUUGCCGUCUUUGUGAAUGGAGAGAGCGUGGAGGAGAACGCCAACGUGGUGGUGCGUCUUCUCAUCCGCCGGCCCGAGUGCUUCGGCCCGGCGUUGCGAGGUGAGGGCGGCAACGGUCUGCUGGCCGCCAUGGAGGAGGCCAUCAAGAUCUCGGAGGACCCGGCGAGGGACGGACCCACUGUCAAAAAAGACAGACGCUUCAUGUUCGGUGGUGAGGAGCAACAGGAAGAGAGCCGCGUGCAUCUGGGGAACGCCAUCAUGUCCUUCUACUCGGCCCUCAUUGACCUGCUGGGCCGCUGCGCCCCGGAGAUGCACCUGAUCGAAGCAGGCAAGGGCGAAGCUCUGAGGAUCCGAGCCAUCCUGAGGUCUCUGGUGCCCAUCGAAGAUCUUGUUGGAGUCAUCAGUUUGCCCGUACAGAUUCCUUCGCACGGAAAAGACGGUCAGGUUGUAGAGCCCAAGAUGUCCGGAAGCUUCGUGCCCGACCACAAAGCCUCCAUGGUCCUCUUCCUGGACAGAGUCUACGGUAUCGAGAACCAGGACUUCCUGCUGCACGUGCUGGAGGUCGGCUUCCUGCCCGACAUGCGAGCUGCGGCUUCUCUCGACACCCCGGCUUUCAGCACCACGGAAAUGGCGCUGGCGCUGAACCGCUACCUCUGCUCGGCCGUCCUACCUCUGCUCACCAAAUGCGCCCCGCUGUUCGCCGGCACCGAUCACCGCGCCAUCAUGAUCGACUCCAUGCUGCACACCAUCUACCGGCUGUCCCGCGGCCGAGCCCUCACCAAGGCCCAGCGAGACGUCAUCGAGGAGUGCCUCAUGUGGCUCUGCAAGUACCUCCGGCCGUCCAUGCUUCAGCAUCUGCUCAGGCGGCUGGUGUUUGACGUGCCCAUCCUCAACGAAUAUGCAAAGAUGUCGCUCAAGCUUCUGACCAAUCACUACGAGCGCUGCUGGAAGUAUUACUGCUUGCCGAACGGCUGGGCCAACUUCGGCGUGACCUCGGAGGAGGAGCUCCAUCUUUCCCGCAAACUCUUCUGGGGAAUCUUUGAGUCAUUGGCCCACAAAAAAUUCGACGCGGAGCUCUUCAAAAUCGCCAUGCCGUGCCUGUGCGGCAUCGCGGGGGCCAUCCCGCCCGACUACGUGGAUGCCAGCUACUCCUCUCACAUGGAAAAGAAAGCAUCUGUGGAUGCCGAGGGCAACUUUGAUCCCAAACCGGUGGAGACCACCAACACCAUCAUCCCCGAGAGGUUGGACGUCUUUAUCAACAAGUACGCGGAGCAUACUCAUGACAAAUGGGCAUUUGAAAAGAUUCAGAACAACUGGACCUACGGAGAGGUGCUGGACGAGAACGCCAAGACUCACCCAAUGCUCAGGCCGUACAAAACAUUCUCAGAAAAGGACAAAGAGAUCUACCGCUGGCCAAUCAAAGAGUCCAUCAAAGCCAUGCUGGCAUGGGAGUGGACCUUGGAGAAAGCCCGAGAUGGCGAGGGAGACAUUGAAAAGGCUGCCACACGCAAACUCUCCCAAACUGCUCAGGCUACGUAUGAUCCCAGCCACGGUUACAGCCCUCAACCAAUAGACAUCACCGGAAUGGCUUUGUCCAGAGAGUUGCAGUCCAUGGCCGAGCAGCUGGCUGAAAACUACCACAACACGUGGGGCCGGAAGAAGAAGCUGGAGCUUCAGUCUAAAGGUGGCGGCACGCAUCCUCUGCUGGUGCCCUACGACACCUUGACGGCUAAGGAGAAGGCCAGAGACCGAGAAAAGGCACAGGAUGUCCUCAAGUUCCUCCAACUCAACGGAUACGCCGUCACCAGGGGCAUGAAGGACAUGGAGCAGGACAUCUCAUCCAUCGAGAAGCGCUUUGCCUACGGCUUCCUCCAGAAGCUUCUCAAAUGGAUGGACAUUGCCCAGGAGUUCAUCGCUCAUCUGGAGGCCGUCGUUAGCAGUGGGCGAGUGGAGAAGUCACCACAUGAGCAAGAAAUCAAAUUUUUUGCCAAGAUUCUCUUGCCACUUGUGAAUCAGUACUUCAAGAACCACUGCCUCUACUUCCUCUCCACCCCUGCUAAAGUUCUGGGAAGUGGAGGACAUUCCUCCAACAAGGAAAAGGAAAUGAUCGCAAGUAUCUUCUGUAAGUUGGCUGCUUUGGUGAGGCACAGAGUUUCUCUUUUUGGAACGGAUGCAAGUGCCAUUGUCAACUGCCUUCACAUUCUGUCCCGCUCGCUGGAUGCCAGGACCGUAAUGAAGUCGGGGCCCGAGAUCGUCAAGGCCGGCUUGCGUCAGUUCUUUGAGAGUGCCGCCGACGACAUUGAGAAGAUGGUGGAGAAUCUCAAGCUGGGCAAGGUUUCCAGCCGCAACCAGGUGAAAGGCGUAGCCCAAAACAUCAACUACACCACCAACGCUCUCCUGCCCGUCCUCACGUCGCUCUUCGACCACAUCGCUCAGCACCAGUUUGGAGACGACGUCAUGAUGGACGACUUGCAAAUCUCCUGUUAUCGGAUCAUGUGCAGCAUCUACUCACUGGGCACGGUCAAGACGCCGCAUGUGGAGAAACAGCGUCCCGCUCUUGGCGAAUGUUUGGCGCACUUGGCAGCCGCCAUGCCCGUCGCCUUCCUUGAGCCCGAGCUGAAUGAGUUCAAUACUUUUUCAGUUUACACCACCAAGACGCCCCGAGAAAGAACCAUUCUUGGCCUCCCCAGCCAAGUGCAGGAGCUGUGUCCCGACAUCCCCGAGCUAGACAUCCUCAUGAAGGAGAUCCACGACCUGGCCGAGUCGGGGGCACGCUACACGGAAAUGCCCCAUGUGAUUGAGAUCACGCUGCCCAUGCUGUGCAAUUACCUGCCACGCUGGUGGGAGAGGGGCCUGGAGAACUUCCCCGAUCUGGAGGGCCAGAUCUGCACCGCCGUCACCUCGGAGCACCUCAACCAGCUCCUGGGUAGCAUCAUGAAGAUCGUGGUCAACAACCUGGGCAUCGACGAGGCCUCCUGGAUGAAGAGGUUGGCAGUGUUCGCUCAGCCCAUCGUGAGCCGGGCCAAGCCGGAGAUGCUCAAGUCCCACUUCAUCCCCACCAUGGAGAAACUGAAGAAGCGCUCGGGCAAGGUGGUGGCCGAGGAGGACCAUCUGCGUAUGGAAGGCAAGACGGAGGUGGACAACGAGGACGGGACCAUCCGGGACGAGUUUGCCGUGCUGUGCCGCGACCUUUACGCCCUCUACCCUUUGCUCAUCCGCUACGUGGACAACAACAGGGCGAGGUGGCUGACGUGUCCCGAUCCCGACGCUGAGGAGCUCUUUAGGAUGGUGGGCGAGGUCUUCAUUUUCUGGUCCAAAUCCCACAAUUUCAAACGGGAGGAGCAGAACUUUGUGGUGAUGAACGAGAUCAACAACAUGUCCUUCCUCACCGCCGAUAGUAAGAGCAAGAUGAGCAAGGCCGGAGACGGAGAGUCCGGAGGCUCCGAGCAGGAGCGUACCAAGAAGAAGCGGCGGGGGGACCGCUACUCGGUGCAGACCUCGCUCAUCGUGGCGGCGCUAAAGAAGAUGCUCCCCAUCGGCCUCAACAUGUGCUCACCCGCCGAUCAGGAGCUCAUCAACCUAGCCAAAACCAGAUACUCGCUGAAAGAUACCGAUGAAGAAGUGAGGGAGUUUUUACACAACAAUUUUCAUCUCCAAGGCAAAGUGGAGGACCCGGCCAUGCGCUGGCAGAUGUCCCUCUACAAGGAGAUGUCUGGGAAGGCGGAAGAUGCCGAGGACCAAGAGAAGGUGGUCAAAAGGGUCCAAGAGGUGUCUGCUGUCCUCUACCACAUUGAAGUGACAGAGCAUCCCUUCAAGUCCAAGAAGAUGGUGUGGCACAAGUUGUUGUCCAAACAGCGGCGAAGAGCUGUGGUGGCCUGCUUCAGGAUGACGCCCCUCUACAACAUCCCCACGCACCGAGCCACCAACAUGUUUCUGGACGCCUACAAGCGCAACUGGCUGGAGACGGAGGGCUACUCCUUCGAGGACAAAAUGAUUGACGACUUAUCGAAAGCCCUGGAGGAAGAGGAGGAGGAGGAAGAAGAGACGGAGACCAAGCCCGACCCGCUUCAUCAGCUCAUCCUGCAUUUCAGCCGAACCGCUCUCACCGAGAAAACAAAACUGGAUGUCGACCACCUCUAUAUGUCGUACGCUGACAUCAUGGCAAAGAGUUGCCAUAUGGGUGAGGAUGACGAGGAGGGAGAACAGGAGGGGGAGGAGCCAUCCUUUGAGGAAAAGGAGAUGGAGAAGCAGAGGCUCCUCUACCAGCAGUCCCGCCUGCACGGCCGCGGGGCCGCCGAGAUGGUUCUGCAGAUGAUCAGCGCCUGCAAAGGUGAGCCGGGAGUCAUGGUUUCUUCCACUCUCAAACUGGGAAUCUCCAUCCUCAAUGGAGGCAACUGCGACGUGCAGCAGAGAAUGCUGGACUACCUGAAGGACAAAAAGGACGUGGGCUUCUUCCUGAGCGUUCAAGCUCUGAUGCAAAGCUGCAGCGUUUUGGACCUGAAUGCUUUCGAGAGACAGAACAAGGCCGAAGGACUCGGAAUGGUGUCAGAAGAGGGCACCAACAAGAAGCUCGAACGUGAUGAGAAAGUGAUGGCGGACGACGAGUUCACGUGCGACCUCUUCCGCUUCCUGCAGCUGCUCUGCGAGGGUCACAAUAACGACUUCCAGAACUACCUGAGGACCCAGACCGGCAGCACCACCACCAUUAAUGUCAUCAUUUGCACGGUGGACUACCUGCUACGACUACAGGAAUCCAUCAGUGACUUCUACUGGUACUACUCGGGCAAGGACAUCAUGGACGAGCCCGGCAAGAGGAACUUCUCCAAAGCCAUGACUGUGGCCAAGCAAGUCUUCAACAGCUUAACCGAGUACAUCCAGGGUCCGUGCACGGGCAACCAGCAAUCGUUGGCGCACAGCAGGCUGUGGGACGCCGUGGUGGGCUUCCUCCACGUCUUCGCUCACAUGAUGAUGAAGCUGGCUCAGGAUUCGAGUCAAAUCGGGCUGUUGAAGGAACUGUUGGAUCUGCAGAAGGACAUGGUGGUGAUGCUUCUGUCUCUUCUGGAAGGCAACGUUGUGAACGGGACCAUCGCCAAGCAGAUGGUGGACAUGCUGGUGGAGUCCUCCAGCAACGUGGAGAUGAUCCUCAAGUUCUUCGACAUGUUCCUCAAGCUGAAGGACAUCGUCGCAUCCGACGCCUUCCGCGACUACGUGAGUGACCCGCGAGGGCUCAUCUCCAAGAAGGACUUCUCCAAGGCCAUGGACAGCCAGAAGCAGUACUCGCCCACGGAAAUCCAGUUCCUCCUGUCCUGCUCGGAAGCCGACGAGAAUGAAAUGAUCAACUUUGAGGAGUUCGCCGACCGCUUCCAGGAGCCGGCCAAGGACAUCGGUUUCAACAUCGCCGUCCUCCUCACCAACCUGUCGGAGCACGUGCCGCACGACACGCGGCUGCAGAACUUCUUGGAGCAGGCGGAGAGCGUGCUCAACUACUUCCGCCCCUUCCUGGGCCGCAUCGAGAUCAUGGGCGCCAGCCGCAAGAUCGAGCGAAUCUACUUCGAGAUCAGUGAGGCCAACCGCAACCAGUGGGAGAUGCCGCAGGUGCGCGAGUCCAAACGCCAGUUCAUCUUCGACGUGGUCAACGAGGGCGGCGAGAGCGAGAAGAUGGAGCUCUUUGUCAACUUCUGCGAGGACACCAUCUUUGAAAUGAACAUCGCCGCCUCCAUCUCCGAGCCCGAGGGAGACGGCGCCGAAGAGGAAGAUGACGAGGAAGAGGAAGAAGAGGCGGCCAAAGAGGGCGACGGCGGCGAAGGCGAGGAAGGCAACGGCGAAACUCCGCCUCCGGAAUCCGCCUCUGCCUUUGCCGACUUCCUGACCAGCGUGGUCAAUUUCUUCAACAUGUUCACCUUCCGUAACCUGCGGCGGCGUUACCGCAAGCUACGCAAGAUGACGGUGAAGGAGAUGGUGAUCGGCCUGGCCACCUUCGUCUACACCGUCCUCAUGGGCGUCCUGAUGUUCGUCUACAGCGUCUGCAAGGGCUUCUUCAUGCUCAUUUGGAAAGCGCUCUUCGGCGGAGGCCUGGUGGAAGGCGCCAAGAAGAUGACGGUGACCGAGAUCCUGGCCAGCAUGCCGGACCCAACGCAGGACGAAGUUCACGGCGACCUGCCGCCCGAACCGGGAGCAAGAGAGAUUCAAGAUGCGGAAGGAGCGGCUGACUUGGAUGCGGGAGGGGGCGAGGAGGAAGAGGAGGACGGCGAGGAACGGGAAGGGGGACGCCUGCCCGGUUUCAACGCUCCCGGCGGACUCGGAGACUUUGGGGAGACCACGCCGGAAGAACCGCCCACUCCUGAGGGCACGCCGCUGCUCAAGAGGAAACCGUUGCCCGAAGAGGGUGAAGGUCAAGAAGAGGCAAAAGGAGAAAUUGUCGAACCUGAAGAAGAGGCCCCUCCGGAGACCGAGAAAGCAGACACCGAGGCCGACGAAAAGAAGCCCGAGAAGGUUGAGCCCGAGCCCGAGGUCAAGGAGGAAGAACCCGAGAAGCCGACGGUGAAGACAAAGGUGAAGGAGAAGAAAGCGGCAGAGGAAGGUUUUGAGUUGUGGAACGAACUGGAGGUCCAGAGGAAUAAAUUCAUGAACUACCUCUCUAGAAACUUCUACAACCUGCGCUUCCUGGCCCUCUUCAUCGCUUUUGCCCUCAACUUCAUCCUGCUCUUCUACAAGGUGUCGGACAGCCCGCCAGGCGAGGAGGAAUUUGAAGGAUCGGGUCUUUUCGAGGGCGGCUCGGGACUGUUCGAAGGCUCCGGCGCUGAUGAGGAAGGAUCCGGUUUCGAAGACGGCGGCGAGGACGAUGAAGACGAGGGCCCCCUGUACUACUUCCUGGAGGAGAGCACCGGGUACAUGGAGCCGGCGUUGGCCUUCCUCAGCAUCGUCCACACCAUCAUCUCCUUCCUCUGUAUCAUCGGCUACAAUUGCCUCAAGGUUCCUCUGGUUAUCUUCAAGCGAGAAAAAGAGCUGGCCCGGAAACUGGAGUUCGACGGCGUUUACGUGACGGAGCAGCCGGAAGACGACGAUAUCAAGGGACAGUGGGACAGACUGGUGCUCAACACUCCAUCUUUCCCCAACAACUACUGGGACAAGUUUGUGAAAAGGAAGGUGUUGGAUAAAUACGGCGACAUCUACGGAAGGGAGAGGAUCGCCGAGUUGCUGGGCAUGGACUUGGCCUCCCUGGACGUCAGUGCCAUGACGCACGACAAGAAGCCGGAGCCCGACAACUCAGUCUUCAGCUGGAUAACAUCCAUAGACAUCAAGUACCAGAUCUGGAAAUUUGGUGUUGUGUUCACGGACAAUACCUUCCUGUACCUGGUCUGGUACAUGCUCAUGUCCAUGCUGGGCCACUAUAACAACUUCUUCUUCGCCGCUCACCUGUUGGACAUCGCCAUGGGAGUCAAAACCCUGCGCACCAUCCUGUCCUCGGUCACCCACAACGGAAAGCAGCUGAUGAUGACGGUGGGUCUGCUGGCCGUGGUGGUGUACCUCUACACCGUGGUGGCCUUCAACUUCUUCCGCAAGUUCUACAACAAGAGCGAGGACGAGGACGAGCCCGACAUGAAGUGCGACGACAUGAUGACAUGCUACUUGUUCCACAUGUACGUCGGCGUCCGGGCCGGCGGCGGCAUCGGAGACGAGAUCGAGGACCCGGCCGGAGACGAAUACGAGCUCUACCGAGUGGUUUUCGACAUCACCUUCUUCUUCUUUGUCAUCGUCAUCCUGCUGGCAAUCAUUCAGGGUUUGAUCAUUGAUGCCUUCGGCGAGCUGAGAGACCAGCAGGAGCAGGUCAGGGAGGACAUGGAGACAAAAUGCUUCAUCUGCGGGAUCGGCAGUGACUAUUUUGACACGACGCCGCACGGCUUUGAGACGCACACUUUAGAGGAACACAACUUGGCCAACUAUAUGUUUUUCCUGAUGUAUCUCAUCAACAAAGAUGAAACGGAGCACACCGGCCAGGAGUCGUACGUGUGGAAGAUGUACCAGGAGCGCUGCUGGGACUUUUUCCCCGCCGGGGACUGCUUCCGAAAGCAGUAUGAGGAUCAGCUGGGGUAACACGGGUGACAAAGACCAUUGGCCGAUUGAUCUGAAUAGACAAGUCAACUAUGCUAUGCACACUUUGGCUGCGGCAUCCAAUUCGAUCAAACGAUAAUCACGUGACGGGAUUCUUUUCUAAAUUGCCUUGCUUGUAUAAACGUCGGCGUCACGGCUCGUCUCCACUCCGAACUGUGCCUGAACGCAUCAUGUUCAUUGAACGGACUUUUAGUGCCUAGAGCAAAGUGGCUGCUUUCUUCGUUUUGUUUAGCUGAGAGGGAAGAUGUUUUGUUUAUCGCGGGAACGCUUACGAACCGUUUUGGCGCCAUCUGGUGGCAUCCGAGUGCCAAGUACGUAAGGUCGGCAAAAGUAUGUUUAAUAUGUUUUGAUGGAGGUCUGCAUUUUUUUAAUUUUUUUUUUAAAUAAUAGAGCAUAAUUUGACUGCAAUUUUGCGGACCGCCAUUUUGAGAAGAAGACUCACGGAGGAAUGAGCAGAGAAUUAUCAGCGUGCGACGCCAUUCUGUAUGUACAGACACUUUGAAGUCUUACCAAUUUAUUUAUUGUUUCUCUGCCAACGACUGUUUUCGAACCUUCCAGCUAACGGCGAGCAGGAGCGAAUGAAUGUACGUAUUUAAAAGCGGCCAUUUUGAAUAGGAGGCUUAUUUUACAUACGAUAUUUAUUUUUUUCUUUGGAGGAUUCCAACAUGUCAGAUGUUGUCUGUGAAGUGCGUGUGUGUGUGUGUGUGACGCGUGGAGGAAGACGAUUUUGGAGUGCGUGUUGACUCUCAGGUGUGAAGGCGCUGCCACACAGCAUUUUUGGCGGCCUUCCAAGCCGACACGUUGACUGAACUCUGUUUUGCGCUCACAAUAAAUGGGUUCACUCAGCAACUAUG